Cladocopium goreaui is the source of this 19071-nucleotide messenger RNA. NCBI's taxonomy places the organism in Eukaryota, Dinophyceae, Suessiales, Symbiodiniaceae. The record is from the annotation of a GenBank genome assembly.
AUGGUUGUUCACAUGAUUUGCCGCAACCUCCAAGAGGAUUUGUUGCUUCAUGUCUCCCAGUCGGUUGACCGAAAAGCCCAAAAGGUGUUUGUGCAAGGGUCGUUGCCUGCAACCACCACGGUUGCCCUGAUAGACGUGCAGGUCACCAAUGUCUGUCCCGUCUCUGUGUCUGUCGAUGCAGAUGCCACUGUCUUGCCAGUCCCUCAGUGUCAAGCAUCCGACCUCACUAAAGUAGUUGAGUUGUGUUCAGGUAUUGGGGUUUGGUCCAGUGUCGCAGCCAGAGUCCAGUUGUCGGCCUGUGUAGGAGUAGAUCACAACCCAAUCUGGGAGCCACUUUUUAAGACCUUACAUGAAGGAGACACGGCAUUUGUCUGUGGUGAUCUUGCGUCCACUGAAGUUGUCAAGCAGUUGUCCGACAAGGGUUGUCACCAUGGAAUUCUUGCCGCAGGGAUCAGUUGUCAACCGCACAGUGCCCUAGGUGAUCGCAAGAGCAUGCAGGAUGACCGGGCAGACACUUUGCCCCGAGCACUCUACACAGCAUGGAUGCUGCAAUCAGCUGUGGUUCUCUUGGAAUGUGUCCCUGGGGUGCUCAAUGACAGUGCUUUUCAGGAAGUUCUGAAGCGGUUUGUUUCUCUGACUGGUUUCCGUCUUUGUCAGACUAUCCUCCGGUUGUCUGAUUCCUGGUGUUCUCGUCGUGACCGUUGGUUUGGUGUGCUCUCAGCUCCUAUUUUGGGUCCUUUGGAUUUGCCGCCUAUGCCGCCAUUAGGUCUGUGUCCCAAGGUGUCCUCCCUUUUUCCUGAGUACCCUCUCUUGGCGCAUGGAGAUCUUCAACAACUCCAGCUCAAUCUGUAUGAGCUUAGCAAGUAUCAUGCAUAUGCCGUGAAUGGGGUCAACAAUUGCUAUCUGCACUUGGAAGGUGUGGCACCGACGCUGCUUCACAGCGCAGGGAACCAGAUGUAUGUGUGUGCCUGUGGUUGCCGCCCGGCUUUGUCGGAAGCCAGAUUGCAAAGCAAGGGUUUGGUGGGCAUUUUGAUUCCCUUAGGAACCUUCCAAAAGCAUAUGCACAUUGACAUGCAGCAUUGUAGGUACUUGCACCCGGCAGAGAUGUUUGCUCUUUUGGGAGGUUUCCCUACUGCUGACUUUGGUCCUAAUUUGAGGUUAGCUAUGUCAGGGGUAGGUCAGUGCGUGGCCCCUUUGCAAGCUUUGUGGACUUUUGCCCAUGUGCGCAAGUUGCUUGAUGGUUUCCUUGGACGCUCCCAAUGCCAACCAGACACAAUUGUCCGGGAAUAUGCAGCUGAGGUUUUGCAGGCGUGUGCAGUCAAGUGGCCCUCCACACCAGUGCCAAUGCCAGGGUCCCCUGAUCCUAUUGAAGAUGCCACUCCGGUGAACGAUUCUCCGGUUGCCACCAGACCGGAAAUUCAGGUUGAGGUGCGCUGGCAUCAAGAUGCUACAGUUCAUGCAGUGACAUGUGCGCCACAAACCACGGCUCGACAUGUACUUGAAGCAGAGCAGGCUAUUCAUGGUCAUGCAGUUGCGGAUGCGGUUUGGGUAGCAGGUUCUGCUGUGUCUGAUCAGGUCCCUCCGGCCUCAGGCGAUUGGAAUGUCUAUGCUGUGUCAACCCUGACAGCCUUGCAUGGGCAACGUCAGGAACUCAUGCCUAGGUCUGAACGACUUCAAAUCCUGCAGCAACAGGGUCUGGUGUGGGGAGAUGAUGAACUUUUGCAUGGUUUGCAUCAGAUUGCCAAAGAAACGGGAGUGGAUCAGAAGGUCCAUGUGUGGGACCCCUUGUUGGUGUCUGGGCUCUUCGUUGACAGUCAAAGUCGCACUUGGCAUGAGUUGAUUGCCGCUUUGGGAGUGGAAGCCACGGCCAUUUCAGCGUUUGUCCUGGACACUCACUGGUAUCCAUUGGUGUGGCGGAUGGAUGGCUCUUGCACUAAGCUUUUUACUUGUGGAGUGGUUGCUCAACAUAGUGCAGCUUUGGAUUUCUUGAACAAGAUUGUUGGUGUCCAUCGGUCUGGUGAAAUCAUGCAGUGGUCUUCCCUUGAUUUGGGUUUUCUGCCUGUUUCUCACUGUGGUGCGGUUGCUUUGGCUUUUGUCAAGCACUUGUUGUGGGGGGAUCCUAUGAUCACCACUGAGGCACAGGUGUCUGAGGUUGCUCAGUCUCUGCGUAUGGACUUUGCACAUGCCCUCACGGAGGAGUGUCUCAAACCACGUCUUGCAGCCCUUGGACUUGAACCCAUUGGACUUUUGGGAGAGCUUUUGAUGCAGCAUGGGGUCCCGGUUGAGGAUGUUUCUCAAAGGGUUGGUUUGAUUCAGAAAGCCUUGGGGGAUAAAGCAAUAGUAGAAGCCAUGAAAGCAACCAACCCUUGGCAAGAACUCAAGUGGCAUGCCAAUCAGCAGCGCCCACCUUUGACGCUGAUCAAGCCAUCUGAAUUGCAGAGUACCAUUGCCAAGCGCAUUGAGAAACCGGUUGGAUCCAAGCGUCACAAAUCUGGCAAAGGCAAAGGUCGAGGUAAGUCCGCCAGAAGCAUGUUUCCCACCAAGCUUGAUCCCAACAUGUUGCGAGUUGACACCGGGUUGUUUCAGACCAAAGAAGGUAUGCCUCUGGCGCAAGUAUCCUUGGCAGGGUGGACUGCUGAUGCAUCGGGUGUGGUUUUGACUUCUCUGGCUUUAGCGUUGCCCUAUCUGCAGACCAACCAGCCACUGUCCACAGGUGCUCUUGGGUUCUUGGUGUUGGAUUGUCAUGAUGCCCCUCCUACGGAUCGUCACUGUGAAGCUGUGCGUGUGCCACUUGUUUGUGCGACCAACUCCGAGCCUGUGCUUGCUGAUGCCUUCCUGGUACAGUUUGGUGCUAUUCCUGUGGUGCGUGCUCCGGCUGUUGUGGACUGUGCUAUCCAAACGGUUGCGACUUGUGUGGUCAAGGCCAUGGUGUAUCGAGACAUGACGGUUGAAGAUUGGACUUUGGUGGUCGCUCACCCUUUGAAGCACGUGUUUUCCAAGAUUCCUCCGCUGCAGGUUUGUCAGGAAUCUGAAUGCCUGGGGUGUGAAGCUUGGCAUCAUACCCCUCAGUAUCCUAUGGAGGAGCCAGUGGUUGAACUUUGGGGGAAACAAUGGCUCUACCUGAAUUUUACUCACAGUUCCCCCGACAAAGCAGAGGUUUUUUCAGUUCACCUUAGGGUGCCUGAGAUGUUGCAGCAUGCAGUUCAGGAGUUCAGUGGGUAUGCAGGGGUGUUCCUCGAGCCCAAGUCCCUAGAUGGACGCAAGCCUAGCGAGUUGUACCAAGUCAUUUGGUUCCCAAAAGCCUCUAUGGACCAACUGGUCAUCCAGCGCCAAACAAUCAAGGAAGUCUGCGGCAUCGCCCGCAUGGGCAACAAGUUGGGUUUGAGAUGCAAAGCUGAACAUGCGGCGUUGGUUUUCCAGACAACCAAGCCAGGGAUGACGUAUUUGCCUGCCGGUAGGCGCCAAGUUUUCCGGGUAGGCCCUUUUCCUUUUGGUACUUUGAAGCAUUCUGUUGGGGUUGCCUUGGAGAAGAAAGGAUGGACCGCCCGUCCACUGCAACCGCUGCCUGCAGGGGCGCAUGUGCAAGGUUUGAUGUAUAAGGUGCAGGCAGUCACAGAGCCGCCAGCCAAGGUGUUGCAGAUGGCCCAUGGUGAUGUCGUCGUUACACGAGAGGACAUGGAGGAGAAGAUGGUGGUUGAAGGACCCAAGGUGGUGGCAGCCCCAGCCACCAUGGCUAUGGUGGCGAAAGAUCAGACCCAGGGUGAUGAGUUGCAGAUCAAUGACCCUUGGGCACGCCCUGCCAAACCAGAUCGCAAAGUGCCCACCUUUGCAAUUGGCAGCCCGGUUGAAGAUAUGGAGUCCCGAAUUGUAGCUCAGGUCUUGGCCCAGUUGCCCAAAACAGCCAUGGAAGUUGACAGCACUGAGCCGCAUGAUGCGCGACUCAAUGUGUUAGAACAGCAGGUCACUGAUUUGCACCAGCACACCACGCAAAUCCAGCAAUGUCUGCAGCAACAAGCCAGCGACCAUGCCAGUCAGUUUCACGAUUUGCAACAGCAGGUCACCACUCAAGGGGCCCAUUUUGACACGGCACUUGCAGCCCAGGCCACUCAUUUGCAAGGAUUCAAAGAUUCCUUUCAGGUAGAAGACCUUUCAGUUUUGCGUUUGCCUGGGUUAGACCUUUUCGAUGCGCAGCAGCUUGAAGAGGCUCCUGGGGCCAAUCAGGUGUGGACUUGCAACAGUCAAGGGGAUUGGUGUCAGCCCACUUGGACUUGCCGGGCACUCUCAGAUUGUGUGGACUUUUGUUUGGAUCCUCGGUGUCAUGUUUUGCGGCUCUGUCUGGUGGUGUUUGUCUUGGUCGGUUUUCUGGUGCAAUUCCUGAGGUGCCUCAUUUGUCUACGGCGUUGGUCUUGUCAUGGCUUUCAGACCAUUUUGGACUUGGACUGUGCAGGUCUGGAAAGUCUGGGCAGGGCAUGGUCCACUCGGACCGGUGUCACCUUUUUCGGACGCAGUUCCUGGUGCGUCGAUGUGCUUUCUGGGGUGCUUUGUCUUUUCGGGGGUUCCCCGUUGGGUGGACUUUGUCACCUCUUGCCUUGGAGUGGAGGAGGGUCAUGUGAUCGGGCUGCAGCAGUAGGCCACGUAGCAGCAAGGAACACGGAAGCUGAGGAGCCUUUGUCGCGGAGCCUUAUGGCUGUUUCGGGUUGGUUCAGCAGUGGCCAUGGUGGUCUGGGUGAGCCCUUUUGGAUUUACCGGGCACUUGCGUUCUUGUCCCUAGUGGGGAGUUUUGGUGCGGCGGGUGUUUGUCUGGCAGUGAUCGGCUUGAGGCGGUGUUUUGGCUCUUCCCUGGGUUUGUUCAGGCGACUUCUUUCUUGGCUCAUCACUGGAUUUCACGUGGAGUUGUCGUUUGUUGAGGGAGGCCAGUUUUUGCACCGCAAGCCAGGUUCGUGCAGGUCAGUUUAUCGGUCUUGUUUGGGUGCUUGGACUUUUGGUGUGCUUUUGCUGUCCUUGCUUCGGAUUGGUGAAGCUUCACAUCCAGGCCCUGACAGUCCGGUGACUUGGCGCUUGGGGGUGGCAAAUCCCUCUGGCCUUAAUGGAAAAGUUGACCAGGUGGCAGCCUUAGACGGUGAUGUUUGGGUGAUGACCGAAACACACUUAUCGCAACAUGGACUUUCCAGGUUCAAACAAGGGCUGCAUGCCUUGGCCACUCCGUGGAAAUAUGUGGUUCCUGGCUCUCCUUGCCCCGUCCGGGGUUUGAAUGCUACAGGUACUCAUUCAGGGGUGUUGUUGCUGUCGCGUUUUCCCGCCCGAGCAGUAUCACACAGUUUUGACUUGGACUUAUAUGCCUCCGCUCGUAUGCAGGUUGCAGGGGUUGCAGUUCAGGGGGUGUGGGUUACUGUUGGCAUGCUGUAUGGUUUCCCUUGCAAUGCCAGUCACAAGCAAGCCAAGUUUCAGACCGAGAGUAUGUUGGCAGACAUCAUUGAUCGAGUUGCCUUUCAAUCAGCAGGGCCCCGCGUGAUAGCGGGCGAUUUCAAUUAUGCAGUCGAAGAACUGGGCCAACUCAAACGGCUGCAGGAACUUGGAUUUCGUGAGGUGCAAGAUGUUGCUGCUUGGCGGUGGGGGCUUGAUGUGUCGGCCACCGGCCGAGGGGCCAAAAGGAUAGAUCACAUGUGGAUUUCACCAGAACUUCAGGUUGCUUUGACCAAUGUCACUCUUCAUUGGGAUCAUUGGGCAGACCAUGCCUCGGUGGUUGCAACUUUUUCUGCUUUGGGGGGGCAAAUGAAGUAUGACGCCUGGCGCCAACCAGGGGACUUCCCUUGGCCAGAGCACUGGGAUGGUGAUUUUGUCUGGAAUGCGGAGCCUGAUUCCACCACGGCAUAUGCUCACCUGUGGAAUAGCCUUGAACUGCGUGCUGCUGCCUACCAUGCCUUGGGGGGUAAGUUGGUUAGUAAAGCAUGUAGAGGUCGUGCCCAGACCUUGACCACCAAAACUUGCUGUUACCGGUGGAGCCCAUGUAGGAAGGCCAGGUAUGGAGAAGUUCAACCGAGCUUCUUAGGGGUUAGCCUCCAGCAUGCCCGCUAUUUCAAACAGUUGAGACGUCUCCAAGCUUUGUCUCAGCAGUUGAAGGUCCGACCUUUGACAUGGUCUGCUCAGCUCAAUAGAGAUGACACGUGGAGAGCAGUGCGCAAUGCAGUUGGUUUCCCUGGUGGUUUUGGCCCGUGGUGGGCGGCUCAUCGACUCCAGCCCAGUUUCCCUCAUGGUAUCUCCUUGUUGUGCCCUGAUGCAGAAGUGGUUCAAGCCAUGUUUGCCUCCUACCAAGUAUGGGUGAAGUCCUAUGAAAGCCAACUUGCCCAAACCCGUUACCAGCAGGGAAAACAGAGACGCAGCCAGUCUCUUCAAUACGUUUUCAAGGACUGUCAAGCGGAACCGCCGCCCCAGGUUGAUAUGUUGCUCCAGCGGGUUGAAGCCGGAGUGGAUGAGGUGUGUCCUGAUGAUUGUUCGCUGGUUUUGGCUUCCCCUACAGAACUGCUGCCAGAUUUCCCUGUGGUUGUAGGAGGCAAAGUGGUUGAAGUGCUUCAUCACGAAGCUGAUCAGGUCUGGGUCAACGAUGUCACUGGAGUUGAAGUCGGCAUGCUCUUGACCCAAGAGAGCGCAGUUUUGCAAGACCGUGACAUUUUGUCGCAGUUCCGGCAGGUCUGGGAGCCUCGGUGGAAUAAGCUUUCACAUGUGGUAGAAGGCCAAUGGACUCAAAUUUGUGGAUUUGUCCAGUCUCGUCUGCAACCCAUGGUUUGGUCUUUUCGUCCUUGGUCCAGUCGUCGGUUUGCUGUUGCGGUUUCUCAUAAGAAGAAGUAUGCUGCGAAAGGGCCAGAUGGAGUGACCCAGCCGGAUUUAGCGGCCUUACCACCUGCUGGCCAUCAAGCUUUUGCUGACAUGUUUGCCUCGAUUGAGUCGGGGACCCCAUGGCCCAUGCAAUUGGCUACUGGGUUUGUCUCAAGCCUGGCCAAGCAGCCCGAUGCCCAAGCAGUGGACUCUUUCAGGCCAGUCACGGUUUAUGGUUUGCCCUACCGGGUUUGGUCAUCGGAGCGAGCCAAAGAGGCUUUGCGGUGUAUCAGUCGGGUGGUUCCCACCAGUGUGCAGGGGGGGCUUCCGGCUCGCCAGGCCAAACAAAUCUGGUACUCGGUUGCUCAAGCCUUGGAAGAUGCCUACAUGGAUGGUGCACCACUUCAUGGACUUUUGAUGGAUAUAAGGAAGUGCUUCAAUGCCAUUCCUAGGUUGCCGCUUUGGAAAGCACUUACUUGCCUUGGUUUUCCAGUCUCGGUGCUUCGUGCCUGGGUUCAGUUUGUUUCUUGUCAGGUCCGUCGGUUCAAGGUGCGCUCUAGCGUUGGUGAACCUAUUGCUUCGGUUUGUGGGUUACCUGAAGGAUGUGCCCUGUCGGUUUUUGGCAUGGUAGUGGUGGAUUGGAUGUUGGAUUUGUGGCUCCAAGAACUUCACAAUCCCCCAUUGCUCCAAGCUUUUAUCGAUGACUGGGGGGUUAUGUUCCGUGAAGGCUCAGCGCUGGACAGAAUUUGGACUCGAUUUCAGGACUUCACCACUUGCAUGGAUUUGACCAUCGAUUUGUCCAAGACCAAAGUGUGGAGCACUCAGCCCUCUACCCGUAGCAGUUUCCGUGCUGGACCUCUUGAGCUCUCCCAUGCUGUCCGCAAUCUUGGUGCUCACCAAAACUUUAGCCGCCACUGCUGGAAUUCAAUCCUCCAAAAACGGUUAGCCACAAUGCCUAUGGUUUGGGUUAAGCUCCGGGCCAGCCUGAGUCCCUAUCGGCAUAAGCAUGUUGCUUUGCGAAUGCUGGGGUGGCCCAAAGCUUUUCAUGGUUGCUCCAUUGUCCAUAUCGGUGGGGACCACUACAAGAAAGCGCGCUCAGGCGCCAUGAAAGGGCUGCGUGCAGAGCGCAAAGGUGCCAAUCCAGUGUUACACUUGCCCAUUGCCCAUCUCCAAGGGGAUCCGGAAGCCUGGGUCAUCCUUCAGACCAUCCGGGAUGCACGUGAGCUUGGAGGUCUUUCUAGGGUUGAAAAUAUGCUUGGACUUUAUGCGCAGGACCUGGACUUACCUGCUAAUGGACCCACUGCAGUGUUGAAAGCGAGGCUUGAACGGGUUGGGUGGAAGGUCGGUGGCAAUGGACUUGUGCAGGAUGGUCUGGGCAAUUUCAGUCUGAUGACAAUUGGUUGGGAUGAGUUGGUGCUGCGGUUUUCUCUGGCUUGGGGUCGCGUCAUGGCUCAGGCCGUUGGUCAUCGGUCCUCUUUCCUAGGGGUUCAACAUGUUGAUUUGGGUGAGCUGCGUUCUGCACUUCGACCUUAUGGGCCGGCGGACUUGGUAGUUCUGAGGUGUCAUUUGGAUGGAACGUUGUUUACACAAAAUGGCCGAGCCAAGUUUCAGGCUGGAGUCACGAACCAAUGCCCCUGGUGUUCCCAUACUGAUGGAUUUUAUCAUCGAGCUUGGGUUUGUCCAUACUUUUCUGACUGCCGUACUCAUGUCAGUGAGGAACAGCUUGCUGCGAUUGAGCAGUUGCCGCCAUGCCUUUCCGCGCAUGGGUGGCCAGUGGUCUUGCCUGAGUGGGAGAUAGUGUCCAGUCUGUUUCUAGGUCCCCAGGUCUGUGUCCAGUCUCCGGUCUGUCAAGUCCCUGUCCAGCAUGAUGCAUGGCUUGAUCUGUUUGUGGAUGGUACUGCAGCAUUCCCACGGGAACCAAAAUUGCGGUACGCAGCUUGGGCCGUCACAUGGGCUCAUGGAGGUGUUGGCACCUUGCAGCAUAAGGUUGUGCUUGGUGGCCACGUGGCAGGCCUCAACCAAUCGGCCUACAGGGCCGAAUUGACUGCAGUGUUAGCGGCAGUGCGGUGGGCAAAACAGGGUGGUUUUUCCGUCAGAAUCUGGUCAGAUUGUCAGUCAGUGGUGCGAGGUGUGAGAGCUUUGCUGCAGGGUGGCGCUGUGCGUGUCAAUAGAUCCCACAGCGAUCUGUGGCUUCAACUUUCAGACGUCUUGACAGGAUGGGGUGAGGACCAUGUCCAAGUGGCCAAGGUUGUUUCUCACGCAGAGGUGCACAAGGCGGAGGAUCCGCUGGAGGCAUGGGCGUACUGGCACAACAAAUUGGUGGAUGCAGCAGCAGCCUCGUUUAAUGCUCAAAGAACGGAAAUUUUUUGGACAGCGUGGCAGAGGCUUUUCGAUGCACUAGAUUUUCACCGCAAGUUGCACAAGGCCAUACUGCAAGUGCUGCUCAAAACGGGGCGGAAGGCAAUGGCGGCUCAGCAAACGGCUCCUGCCUACCGUAAAGUUGAUGUACCCGAGGCAGUUGUGGUGCCGGCAGCGCCACGAACCGGGUGGCAUCUGCCGACAAAGAUGUGUGUCAAGUAUGGGAAAGCGAAUGUGGAAGCAGUCCAUCGAUGGUGGAGUGCGAUUGGCAAUAGUGUGAUGGGACAUGAAGGACUUUUCUCCACAACACGUGGAGACUGCGUGAACAUGAAGGCCGCCAAAAUGGCAGAGCAACGGAAACGCUUCGAUAACCAGAAGUGCGCCACUGCUGAGCCCCGAAGUGAUGGGAUUCCAAUCGCAUGUGGUACCAUGCAGGAGAGGAAACACCUCGCAACCUUCACAGGCAGUGGGGACAGCGGCAGAGCUGAAUCUCCUGUGCUUCAGUUCGAGCCCUUCAAGCCCUGGCAUUGGUUUGCGCUGCUUCUUGAGCGCAAUGGCGAAUCGUGGCCAAUGUUGGAGAUGCCCAUGGUGUCGACAGGCGAACCAAAUCAGGCAGGACAAGAUGCUUGGACCUAUGCUGGCAAUUGGGAUUAUUCUGGCUAUGCCAACCAAUCUACGGGCCCUUGGGUGGAUCAACGGCAGCGCACCAAGUCUCCGAGACAACGUGCUACCAAAUCCCCAGCCCGGCAACAGCCUACCAAGAAGCAGAGCAAGGCAUCUGGUAUUGCCAAAAGAAAUUCUGGCACCAAGGCUCUCAAAGUUCCCGAUGCAGAGCCAGAUUGGAUGUCGUUCGAUGCCGACGAAGAGGAGAAGGAAUCUGCAACUGCUUCUGCGGAAGAGAAGCUCCAUCGAUUGGUUGCCGAGCUCCAGAAGUCGGAACAGCCUUUGUCGGAAGGAGUUCAGGAUGCAUUGACGGUGGCUACAGCGGUCACUCCAGAAGAAUCCACCCGCAAGAUGCAGAGUGCAGUUUCGCGUCUCUCAAAUGCCAGAGAUCAAUUGAUGCAAGCGCGUCAGGCACGCGACAAUUUGCAUCGCUCCUGGGCCAAGUUCAUCGCAGCGGCCGUGCAGCGUUGGAAUCAGCACGGCGAGAACUUUGGAAAGCAGGAUGCCAAGAUGCAGGAAGCCAUUCAGACUGCUAUCGGAAAGUUCCAGGCAGCCAAAGAAGAAAUGGAAGCUUCCAAGGAAGCUCUGAAUCAGUGCGAUCAGGUUUCCUCAGAAGUUCUCGAGAUCAGCGACGAGGAACUCAUGAAGGAUGCCACACCACAGAUUUCUGCGGACAUUCAGAGCAUGGUCACUUCCUUCGAAAAGAUUCGAGCCCGGCAGGCGGAGAGCUUCGACGAAAGUGCCGCCAAGAAGCCACGGCUAGACCCUGCCGAAGCAUCGACUGCGGAGGCCAAGAAGUCCGCUGCUUUGGUCGUUGGCUACGACUUAUGUUCCAUGCAAGAGGAAGGGUUCUCUUGCUAUCAGUUUGAUGAGGCGCCGAUGAAGUCUUGUGCUUUGAAAUCAUGUUUUGCUUCUCGUCGUGUACGCUUUGAAGAUGAAGUUCAUGAGGGAGUUCUACUUUCUUCAGAUACUUCGGCAGUUUCUUUGAUAUCUUCCGGGUGCACAGAUGGACCUUUCGUGGAACCGCUGUCUUUACAGGCCGUGUUGAUCCCGAAGGUUUCCCGGAAUACAACUCCUGAGUCUCAUGACAUAGGUGACUCUUUCAUGGGUGAAGCUUCUUCCUCAACGUCUUCACAACAGGACGUGACUUGCUCACCCUCUACAGUUUCCCCGGAUGAAGUGCCCGCUCUGGACGUUGCUGAGGCUUCUUCUGCCAGAGCUCAAGCCAUUCAUGAUCAACAGCAAUCUUGGUUGCUUUCCUUGCGCAGUUUAUGGCGUGAACAUGCGCAGGUUGACCAUGCAGAUGAAGGGCGAGUUUUGCAGGUGCAGACCUGGUAUUUGCAUCAUACACACCAACAGCGAUGCCAACAACCUCGUCCUGUACGCUUGGACUAUAUGGAUCAUCAUUGGCUUAAUGACGUGCGUGAAGCAUGGCGAGGUGUUCUUCAUGAAGGAGAACCUUUGCGUCUCACAGUGGUUCAACCGACCCCACCAUCUGAGGAUGCACGAUCUUUUGCUGCUCAUUUGAUUCUCUCUCAAGGACAUCAGCCACAACAGAUUGGGGUUCUUUUCACGGUGAGUUUCAUUGAAGAUCAUCGUACGCAAUUGCUGCAAGAAGCCGUUGUGUCGCCCAAUCACAUGAGUGGUCAUCAGGCGGUCAGGAUGAUGCGGGUUGAACCAUUCCUCCAAGAUCGUCGAUGGAUUGUGCGUACUGGUGUCAUGCAGUACCCCAAUGAUGAGCUUGAGCCUAUUGGUGACGGUAUUGCAGUCAGUAUUGACGUUCGAAUUCCCUCCUCCAUCGAGGACAAUGACAUGGUUAGCUUGGCUGCAUGGACUCAACACGUGCAUCCACCGCAGCAACCUGUUGUUGACAUGUAUCCUGCUGCCCAACAAGAUGAUAUAUUGCAUGAUGAUCAUGAUCCGACCGAGGGAUCUAUGUCUGAAUCUGCGGAGCAGUCUCAUGUUGAUCAAUUGCGGUUUUGCCAUCUGUUUCGGUUGGGCAAGAAGAUUUUUCACGGGCAUUUGCCGUGGAACAAUGCGGACACAAUCAAAUCCUAUGUUGAGGACAUCACAGGUAUUCCGGAAGAUGACAUCGUGGUUCUGCAUCAUGUUAAGGAUGGCCCUCAAGAUUUGCAGGCUGCUCACAUUGAACCUUUGCUUUUACAGGUCUAUGAUGAUCUGGCCGUUGGUUCUGUGCAUCGCAUGGUGCUGUUGGAUGUGGAAUUUCACGAGAAGUUGCCCAGUACUGAUGUCAGUGUGUCCAGACGAUGUGCCACUUUACCGCAGGUAGUCUCACGACGUGCAUUGUUGAGUUUCGCAGGCAUUGGACGGUACUGUGAAAGAGUACGCCAACGAUGUCUUGUUUGGCACAAUCAUGACUUAGUUGACUUACAGUAUCCUGGUCAUCUUCAUAUUAUGCAUGGAGAUUAUGUGAGGAUUGCAAUCCCUCCAUGGCCAGCAGCUCCAGCAGCUUUGUCUACUCGUGUCUGCGUCAGCCGAGUGCGUCAGAACCCCUUGAGAUUAUCCUAUGCUCCUCCUCGACAUCCUCGGCCAGAUCAUGAGGAUGGAAUGACGGUUGUUGAUGCCUUCAUUCGUGACCAUCGUGCUCUUCGCACUAUAGUUUCUGACUCAGACGAGGCUGCGCUUCUGCAAUCUGUGAUUGACUUUGCCAAUCCUGACCGAGCUGUUUCCUCGCUCCUUGCUUCUGAGAUCAGUGGCAAUAUUUGCGAUGCCCCAGCCGACAAGGUUGAAGAUGAACAUCCGCAACGGAUGCAGCAAUUUCGAGAGGCAGCGAAUCGAGUGCUACCAAACCAGCACCUCUUGCAGCAGCAACCGCCCCUGGUUCGGGAUCUGUUCCAAUUGUUUCUUCAGUUACGGGCGCAGCCGAAUACCCAUGAUCAGGAAAUCACUUAUGCACCUGUCUUUGCCGUACGUCAUGGAGCAGCCUUUCUUUUUGCGAUUCAACUGGUUGAACCUAUGAGCACUCUUGAACCUGUUUCAGAGGAUGAGGCAGUCAAUUUGAUUCAGACGAAUGUUCGCUGUCGCCCAGUUCUGGCUCUGGAUGAGAUGUUGCCUUCACCAGUUUGGGUGCAAGUUGAUUGCAGCAAAGUGCUUUUUCUGCGCACGCAACUCAGUUUAUGGGAACCGGUUCGGCCAGAUUUUCAGGUAGACCGAAUUCCUUGGCGUCAACCAACUUGGGAUGCUUUGGAGAGCUUGCUCUUAUGGACUGACGAGAUCCCGCUUGGCUUCACCUUUUACACUGAUGGUACUGUCUCAAAGCAGCAGGAUGCCGCUGCUGCGGCUGUUGUCUUGAUCGUUACCACUCAGCAGGGUCCGAGAUGGGGUGGAUAUGCGACAGCGUCCAAUUUGGGCAUUGCCUCCGCUCCACGUGCAGAAGCCACAGCGCUUUUCCUGGCUUUGCGUUGGCUUCGACAGCUUCUCUGUCACACGGCCACGCCCCAGCCUUGGAUUGAAUUGGCGUUUGAUUGUGCACCUGUUGCUGGUGCGGCUUCUGGUACGAAUGGCAUCACUACCAACGCAGAUUUGUUGACGGUCUUACGUGCAUUGGUGCAAUGGUUAGAAGCAGUUAGCCAGCGAUCCUUUGCUUGGCAACAUAUCCCGAGCCAUAAAGGUCAUCCCUGGAAUGAGGCUGCCGAUGUCCUAUGCCGUCAAGCUCUGAGAACUGGUCGCUACACGACGGACAUGCAGGCAUACCAUGAUCAAUGCACCUUUGACCAGACCGAAGAUGUCACAGUGCAAUGGCUCUGGCUUCUUGAGCAAUCUCUGCAGCAGCGCUCUGGGGCUCCUCACAUAGAGGGUAGAGCUUGGAAGAUGAACAUUGCCUCCCCAUUGACCAGCACACCUGCAGUUGAGUAUCAGCCAUUUUGGUGGCGACAACAGCAAGCCUCAGACGAGCCCAGGCGUGUCAUUCCCUUGUCUAUGCAACUUGGGUCGGCCAAUGUUCUGACGCUUUUCCCUGGUCAAGAUCAUGCCUCAGGGUACUUCAGUGCGCGUGCAGAAGCAUUGGCAGCUCAAUUCCACGAAACAGGCUUGCAUGUAGUUGGCCUUCAAGAAACCCGCAGCCGACUUGCAGGACAUGCUCGCCUACAAGACUUUCAUGUUCUUUCAGCUAGUGCGACUCAAAGAGGAGUUGGUGGUGUGCAGCUCUGGAUCCGUAGAAAUAUCCAGACCCGUCAGAUGUGCUUGCAGGUCGAAGAUUCUCAUCUUUACAUCUUGCAUGAGACAUCACAACGGUUGAUAGUCCGUUGGACGACUGGUCAUUUGCGGCUGAUUCUUCUUGUUCUACACGCACCCACCACAGACGAUGAGGGCACUCUUGAAGCUUUUUGGAAAGCCACCACCGAAGCUUUGCCUCGAAAAUAUCGAUCAUGGAGGAUGCUCCUUUUUGCUGACGCAAACAGUCGCGUAGGCAGUGUGACCUCAGUGGCCAUUGGAGAUCAUCAAGCAGUUGAAGAGAACACGAAAGGAGCUCAUUUUCAUCAAUGGCUGUUACAGCACAAUUUGAUGUUGCCUCAAACCUUCGCUGCGUUUCAUCAAGGGGACGGACACACGUGGACGCAUCCUUCUGGAGCUCCAGCCAGACUGGAUUACAUUGCCAUUCCAACGGCGAUGGCCGAUUCCUUCACUUGCACAUGGCUUGAUGCAAACGUUGAUUUAGCUAUACAUUGUGAAGAUCAUGUCCUUGUACGGGCUCAAGUGAACGUGCCAGUUUUGCCUUUGGUCAAGCGCAAGCCGCCUUCAGUCAAGUCUCCAGCUGGCGUACCUCAUAUGGCUUGGGCUACUGAUGUGCAUACACAUGCAGCGGCACUGCAGGCUUGGAUGCGGAAUCAGCAAGUCCCAGAAAUCCGUUUUCGCAAGGCUCACUUGACAGAUGACACCCGCAAGCUCAUUCAGGCCAAGAAGUUUCACCGCAAGCAUUUACUGCAAUUGCGUGCAGCCCGACGACGCGCUUUCUUAGUUCAAAUCUUCGACAGUUGGAAGACAUCCACCCCAGUUGAUGGUCAUUUUCGUGAUUGGCUGCGGCAGUGUGAUCAUCGUGAAGCUGUUCAUCUUGGUGCAUAUCUUGAUUUAGUGCCCAGAGUGGUUGCUGCGGUGCGUACAGAUGAUGCAUGUUUUUAUGAGCAGUUAGCGGAGCAGGCGGGUGAAGCAUCCAUGCACAGUGCUCGAAAGCUUUGGGCUGCCCUGAAACCAGUGCUGCCUCGCUGGAGAGCCAAGUUCAAAUCAAGCCUACGUUGCACAGGCCCCGACGUUGAGGACAAGAUCGCCCAUUACAAUGAACUUGAGGCUGGAAUACCCGUGGAGUACGAGCACCUUCUCGUCAAGUGUUCCCUUGCCCAACAAGCUCGCAUGAAUGAGGCUCCUCUGGCUGUCUCGCUGGCUGAUUUGCCCACCCGAUGUCAGCUUGAAACUAAUCUUGCCAAAGUGAAGUCCAAUCGAGCGCCAGGUGUUGACUUGAUCGCACCCCAUACGCUAAAGAAGUGCGGUUUGCUAUGCUCUGAUGAGAUUGCCAAGCUCUUCUUCAAGAUGUGGGCCACUGGCGCGGAGCCUUUGCAAUUUAAGGGCGGCUUGAUCCACAGCAUUAGUAAAAAGCACAAGAGUGUGCGAAUCCAAGACAUGCGUGGGAUCGCUCUUUUGGAUGGGCUUGGAAAGCUCGCGCAUGGUCUUUUGCGCACUCAGAUGCUCCCAACGCUCCAUGCCCUAAGGGCUCCGCUGCAAUUGGGAGGCUUCCCUCACCAAUCAACCUUAUUCGCCACGCACUACUUGCGAGCGUUUACACAGGCAGCGGCAGCCCAUGAUUUGUCUUCUGGGGUCUUAUUUCUUGAUAUCAAGUCGGCUUUUCAUUCUCUGAUCCGCGAGAUCGUGUUCGAUAUGCCGCAGGAGCUGCCUGCAAAGCUUGUUGAGGUCUUGCAAGAAGCUGGUAUUUCCCCGGACCAACCACAGCAGAGAUGUGAUUCUCCCAAUCGACUAGCCUCAUUUCCUGUGCCACUUCAGCGGAUGUUGGCUGAUGCUCAUGAACAUACAUGGUUCACGGUUGCGGCGUCUGAUGAACCGCAACAAACGCAUCGUGGAAGUCGACCUGGCAGUCCUUUGGCGGACGCGGCUUUCAACUUAUUGAUGACUCGUGUUCUGGUCGAAAUCCAGCAGGCAAUGAGCUCCUAUGUGCCCCUCCAGAUGGCUUUUGUGCAACUGGGUAUGGUGGCGCCCCCAGUGACAUGGAUCGACGAUGUAGCCGUACCGAUUGUGGCGACUUCACCUCAGGAGCUCCCCACAUCCUGCACUUGGAUCCUGACGAAGGUCCAAGAGAUUUGCUACUCCUUUGGGCUGAAGAUCAAUCUGAAACCCACCAAAACAGAGGCAGUUAUUGCGUUUCGAGGGCCCAAUGCUUGCGAGUGUCGCAGUGAGCUUUUCCAUGAUCGUCAAGGACUCAUUCAUGAUUUUGGAUCUGGACAAGUUUUCCGAUGCGUGCCCAGUUAUGAACAUCUUGGCACCAUUUACACUGCUGAUGGUACAGGUGCUGCUGAAGUUGCUCAUCGUGUUGCGCGGGCUCAACAUGCACAUCAUGAGGUUUGCAAGUCCAUCUUACGUAACCGGCAUUUAGCAGUGUCCACGCGUUUGCGGCUUCUUGAAGGUCUUGUUGUUCCUGUCCUAUUUCACGGAGCUGGCGCAUGGUCGCUUCUGAAUUCCAGGCAGCUUCAACGGCUACAGAGUACAUAUCUCAAAUGGGUGCGUGGUAUUGUGCAGAACGGAUUCUGGGCGCCUGCGAUGCAGACAGACACGCAUCUCCUUAUGGUUCGGCGGCUUCCCUCUGUUUCGCUUCGUUUGGCCAAAUUGAGGCUUUUGUAUGCAUUUCAUUUGGUCAAGGACUGUCCGGCCACCAUCAUUGAGAUGAUUUCCCUGCAGCAUGAUCACAAGCAUUCAUGGUUUCGUGCUGUUCGGCAAGCACUCAUGUGGCUUCAUCGGAUGGAUGACCUCGUCUGGUUCGGCGUCUAUUUCGUGUUGCUCUUGACCAAGGAUACCUGGUGGGACGCUUCCUCUUCGGCAGUUGCUCCUUCAGUGGCUUCUCUUGACGAACCCUUUGAAUGUCGGCUUUGUGCGCAUCGCUUUGCUACGCUUACUCAGAUGCAGACACAUCUUUGGACAGCUCAUGAAAUCAUUUCACCUGAGCGUGCGAUGAUGAGUUCUACUACGUGUGAGGCUUGUCACCUUUGCCUGUGGACUGCACAACGGCUUCAGCAGCAUUUGCGCUAUAGUCGGCGACAUCCUGGUGGCUGCUAUGAACGCCUCACUUGGCGACAGCAACCUCAUGUCACGGCUCCAGAAAUUGACAAGAUGCCACCUGGCGUCCUCUUUCAUCGACACCCAGCGAUUGUGGCUGCGGUUGCACCAACAGCGUUUGAGGAGACUAUCACAUCACGUGCCGAAGCUGACCGUGUAUGGCAGAAACACUGGCAAGCUGAAGGCCUUCCUGCACAAUGCGACCUCGCCCUGCAGCAGGAUGUGAUGCAGAAGAUGGAUGCGCUCUUAUGGGCUUGGACACCGCCAAAGUCAGGUGAGGUUGAUGAUAUUCUCUUUUCCCUCACCGCGGCUGUUGGUUCGGACUUCGAUGGAUUGGCUCCUCAACGAGAGGCUGCAUUUUGUCUAUGGGUGCUUCAACGCUUGUUUUGCUCUCGUUUUCGGCAUAUUGAGACACCAGUCUUUGUGCGACUCGAUCGAGCUCUACAUGACUUAGUGCGAGAGUCUGAUAUUGGACGCUUGCUCAGUUGGAAGUUGCGCAUGGAUGAAGCAUAUCAGCCUCUUAGCGCAGAUGGUGAUGUUACAGAUCCAGGUGCACGACCAAACUGCCUUGAAGUCAUGGUUGAUCCAUGUCUUAGCCAAAAUCGACUGUUAGACCCCCUGUUUGCUGGCUCAUUGGGAUCUUUUGCUAAACCCAGGGUUCCGAUUUGUUUGGAAGAUGGUCAACCAGUCAUUUGGCUUCUCCACUUAUUUAGUGGGCGUCGAAGGGUUGGAGAUUGUCAUUGGUGGUUGGAGCAUAUUGGCCGCUUUGUGCGGCCGGGCUUUCGCAUUUGCUUGUUGUCGGUCGACACAGCCAUUGACAAGCGCUUUGGUGACCUAUCCACUGGCCCCACUUUGCGACUGAUCCUCAACAUGGCGAGACGUGGAGUUUUUGCAGCGGUGCUUACGGGCCCUCCUUGCGAGACAUUCUCGGCAGCCCGUAACAUUGCGCUGGAUCAACAAGAUGGACCCAGGCCAUUGAGAACAGCUAGCGCCCCCUGGUGCCUACCGCAGCGCACUCCGCGUGAGUUGCGCCAAUGCGACACUGGUUCUGAACUCCUUUUCAACUCUAUGCAGAUCGAGGUGAGCGUGGUCAGUUCUGGUGGUGGCGCCCUCAUGGAACACCCUUGGGAGGCACAAGAGGAAGAGAAGGUCUCUGUAUGGCGCUUGCGAUGCCAUGAGGAGUGGGUGAUGCGACUUCCCCAUGCGCAUCGACAUCGCAUCGAACAAUGGCUCUACGGAUCGACUGGCGUUAAGCCUACCUGCAUCCGUGCCCUGCACCUCGGACCGCCCUCCAUCGUUGAGUGCUCCUUGCAGGAGGGCGCAGAGCUGUGGCGAUCGCGACCUACUCAAGGCCUUCGUGGACGCGGAGCUGAUGGAAAGUUCCGCACGGCAAAGGCUAAGGAGUAUCCUUCAGCUCUUUGCCGUAGUCUUAUUGUCUCAGUUUUGCGCGGUCUUAAUUACAGGAUCCGCACUUUUGGCACUGGUGAGCCAGCACAGUUGACUGCACACGAUCAGUCUUGGGAGAUCUUCAGAGCCCACGAGUCCAUCAUGGGUGUGAAUGCCUCCUUCACCCCGCGGAAGGUGCAGGAGGCCAGUUCUGUUGGCGAGUGCCUGCCCGGUGGUGUCUUUGAUGACGACGUCCAGACCGAGGCAGCAGCACCGGCCUACAGAAAUAACCAUCAACUUUUUGAUGAUGAUGAAGAGAUGCUAAUGAAGGCCCUGCUGCGAGUGGGAAGAGAUUCGUUUUUGGCCAGUGAAUGGAUUUUUUUUCCAACACUGGAUCCAUAUUGUUCAAAUCUGCCGGGUGAACAAACCACCACAAGAGUUAUCCCACCAAAAUCAUUCAUCGGGUCGUGUCUGACUUUUUCCAUGAGCAACAUCUGUGGUUUUCGGAGCUCCAAUUCCGACCUAGACCUACCUCUGGAAAAGGGCCGUGGCUGA